AUGGCAACAGCCUCAUCCCAGUCAUGGUUAGACGAGGAGUUGACCUGCUCCAUUUGCCUGCAGGUCUACACCGACCCAGUGACCCUGGCGUGCCAGCACAGUUACUGCCGUUCCUGCAUCGAGGAGUCCUCUCCCCAGAGCUGCCCCGAGUGCCGGGCCGAGGUGCCCGGGUUUAGGAGGCUCCGCUUGGGCAAGGGAGCUGGGGAUUACCUGGCCGUGGCCCCAGCGGCAGCAGCUUCAGCAGCGGCGGCUCCGAACAACAUCCUGUGCAGCUACUGCAGCCGCAGCCGGCGGCAGGCUGUGAAAACCUGCCUGAAGUGUGAAGCCUCCAUGUGCCCCAUUCACCUAAAACUGCACACUGCCAACGGGGUCUUCCAAACCCACCCCCUCGUGGAUACAGCGGCUGAUCUGUCCGCCUGGAGAUGCGCUGAACACGAGAAGCUCCUGGAUAUUUACUGUAAGGAGGACAAGGUGUGUGUGUGCACCCUCUGUACCCUGAUCGGCAAACACAAGGGCCACAACUGUGGCAGCAUCAGCGAGGGCGAGCAGGAGCUCAGGGAUAACUUAGAGCAUCAUCUGAAGAGCAUCCGGAGAAAUGUCGCUUCCAUCCAGUCUUCCCUCCAGGACCUUCACACACAGAAGCUGACUACUCAGAGUCUGAUAACAGAAACAAAGAGAGAAGUGAAGGAGAAGUAUGAUGCAUUGAGGAAACACAUUGAAAAUGAAGAGCGGGAUGUUUUCCACUGUCUGGAUAAGGAGCAGAGCCGUGUGACAGCUGCUAUUGAUAGCCACAUCCGAAAGCUGGAAAAGGAAAUUAAAUUCUUUGAGAUGUGCCUGGUUAAUCUCACUGACCUUUCACAGAAGAGGGAGAAGCUUGCAUUUAUACAGGGAUUCAAUACAAUGGUAACCAGGAUAAAGAAUGCAUCUGAGCAGUUAACAUCCUCUCAACCUGGGCCUUGCCUGGAUAAAAUAAAACUGGAUAGAAUAAAGAACCAUACGCAGAAAAACUUGGAGCUGGUUUCCCAGGUGAAGAGGGACCGAGAUCGGUUAAUUUCUCUGUAUGGACAGAGACUGACCCCGGAUCUCAACACAGCCCAUGCCCAGUUCAUCCUAUCUGAUGGAAACAGGAUUCUGACGCUCUCACCCAAGAGGCAGUCCCUACCCAAGAACACUGAGAGGUUUGACUGCUGCCAGCAGUUGCUGUGUGCCGAGGGAGUGAAAGCUGGCCGUUCCUACUGGGAGGUGGAGGUGCUAGGAGACAGUGGUGUGUGGAAAAUUGGCCUCUGUUACAGGAGCAUCAGCCGCAAAGGCAAAGGAACAGAGUGUUUGCUGGGGAGGAACCGCAAUUCCUGGUGUCUCUAUUCAUUGGUGGGCUCUGUUUUAGCCCUUCAUGAUGACAAUGAUACAAAGCUGACUGUGGGAAACAUUUCCAGGGUGGGAGUGUAUGUGGAUUUUGAGGCUGGGACCAUCUUGUUUUACAGUGUCUGUGACAGGAAACUCACCCUCGUACACACCUUCCAAGAGCAAACCUUCACCGAGGCUCUCUACCCUGCCCUGCAGAUUGUGACAGGGCAAGUUGAGUUUGCAGGGGUGGCUGUUUGCAGGACUAACAGAGGAUGGGCCCAGGCUGUGAUUGAGGAUGACAUGAUGAUAAAGGAUGUGGCUUUUGAAAAGAGCCUUACAAGGACAUUGUGA
This is a messenger RNA of Hemiscyllium ocellatum (epaulette shark), 1695 nucleotides long. RefSeq names its product E3 ubiquitin/ISG15 ligase TRIM25-like. The record is from RefSeq and is a predicted model, not a curated record. Lineage: Eukaryota; Metazoa; Chordata; Chondrichthyes; Orectolobiformes; Hemiscylliidae. The coding region runs from base 1 to 1695 and encodes 564 amino acids. Gene Ontology annotation, molecular function: zinc ion binding; protein binding. The transcript has 7 exons.